Messenger RNA from Macrosteles quadrilineatus (aster leafhopper), 5925 nucleotides. Its product is annotated as carnitine O-palmitoyltransferase 1, muscle isoform-like. The coding region runs from base 519 to 2846 and encodes 775 amino acids. Gene Ontology annotation, biological process: carnitine metabolic process; fatty acid metabolic process. Gene Ontology annotation, cellular component: mitochondrion. Gene Ontology annotation, molecular function: carnitine O-palmitoyltransferase activity. The transcript has 18 exons. Lineage: Eukaryota; Metazoa; Arthropoda; Insecta; Hemiptera; Cicadellidae. The record is from RefSeq and is a predicted model, not a curated record.
AUUAAAAGUUGAUUCAAUGGGCUAUUUCGAAUUUGUCCGCCUUUAAUGAAUACUAGGAAUUUGAUUGACAUUAAUUAAGAACUAGAAAAUUUUUUUGUGAUAAAAAAUUUCUCUAAUUCCGUCAAGUAACUUAGUUUGUAGUAGCAUUGACUAAAUUAGGCAGGUCCUUAAAUGUAAACUUAACCUAUUCACUUAGCUUCCUAAUCUUGUGAUGUAAGGGAAUUAUUGAAACUGAUCCAUUUUUAAUAAGUUGACAAAAGCAGUGUUGGGGAAAAGAUUGCAUUUAGGAAGUUGAAAUUGGACACAUCCUCCAGUUACCAGAAAAGAGGACUAACUUACAGUUUUUAUUCUUGGCUAACUUAGAUGACAAGACAGGUCCAAGGAAGUGCUUGUUGAACGCUGUUGUAGCUGGAACGCUGGAAGAGUUGGGCAACUCCAGGAGUGUUGGCUAAAUUAAUUGUUCAACGGAAAUCGUUCAAUUAGGACUACCUGUUUGGUAGGUGGAGUGAUCAACAGCCAUGGCAGAAGCUCACUCAGCCGUAGCCUUCUCCUUCUCCAUAACUCACGAGGGCUGGGACGUCAAUGUAGACAGGGAGGUGCUCCAUCUGGUGUGGGACUCUGGUGUCAGGUCGUGGAAGAAGCGGCUCGCUAGGUUCAAGAACAACAUAAAGAAUGGCAUUUUCCCGGCACCUCUACAGAGUCUAUGGGCCACCAUGGUGCUGGUGGCAGGGCUGCACUUUGCUGGCGUCAAACUACCCAUGUACAACUACAUACUGUCAUUAUUGCCUGAAGAUAACCUAAAUUACCAGGUGGCGGCGUGUAUGAUUCUGUCGCUGGUCGUUUGGUUGGGAAUCAUUUACGCAAUAAGAUAUCUCCUCAAGUUUCUGCUAAUGUACAAAGGAUGGAUGUAUGAAGAGAGAGGCAAGGACCGGACCAUCUCACUCAAGACCAAGAUGUGGCUGAUGGGGGUCAAACUGUUGUCUGGGGCGAGCAAGCCUAUGUUAUACAGCUAUCAGGGAUCUCUGCCUCGGCUACCUCUACCCUCUGUAAAGGACACAAUGCAUCGGUAUCUGCGGAGCGUCCGACCGUUGCUGGACGAUGCUCAGUACUCCAGGAUGGAGAAAUUGGCAAACGAGUUUGAGAAUGGGAUUGCUGUGAAACUACAACGAUAUCUCAUGCUGAAAUCAUGGUGGUCCAGCAACUAUGUGUCAGAUUGGUGGGAGGAAUACGUGUAUCUGAGAGGGAGGUCCCCACUGAUGGUCAACUCAAACUUCUACGGCAUUGACGCCAUCUUGAUGCAUCCCACCACCAACCAGGCAGCACGAGCAGCUACCAUCAUUCACACGGCUUUACAGUACCGACGGCUGAUCGAACGACAGGAGCUUGAGCCUAUCCUGAUCCAAGGCCUGGUGCCGCUGUGUUCGUGGCAGUACGAGAGAGUGUUCAACACAACGAGAGUUCCCGGGGUCGAGACGGACAAGAUUGUGCAUUACAACGACUCCAAACACAUUGUGGUCUACCACAAGGGCAGAUACUUCAAGGUGCCCAUCUACUUCAAAAAGAGGAUCCUUCUGCCCAGUGAGAUUGAAAUUCAGAUGAAUUACAUUCUGCAAGACACGAGUGCCCCAGCAGUCGGUGAGGAGAGGUUGGCAGCCCUGACUGCAGGAGAGCGCACUGCCUGGGCCAACGCAAGGUCCGAGUUCUUCUUCAAGGGCACCAACCGUGCAAGCUUAGACGCAAUUGAGAAAUCUGCUUUCGUUGUUGCUCUGGAUGAUGUGCCUUACGAGUUUGACGAGACUGAACCUACAAAGUUGGACAACUACGGACGCAUCCUACUCCAUGGAAAGGGCUAUGACCGAUGGUUUGACAAGUCUUUCACUCUCUGUAUUGGGACCAACGGCAGAAUUGGCUUCAACGCAGAACAUUCCUGGGCGGAUGCAGCCGUAAUGUCUCACUUCUGGGAGUACGUCGUGUCCGAUGAAACAGUCAACAUGGGAUACAGGGAGGACGGCAGAGCUCUCGGUAACCCAGAGUUCAACCCUCCGCCCACCCCUGUGAGACUGCAGUGGGACUUGCAACCCCCGGCAUUGGCUGCCAUAGACAGGUCUUACCAGGUGUCCAUGUCUUUGCUGAAUGAUGUUGAUCUGAGGAUCUACUUGCACUCUGCCUAUGGCAAAGGCUUCAUGAAGGAGUCGAGAGUGAGCCCAGACGCCUAUAUACAGAUGGCUCUACAGUUGGCCUACUUCAGGGAUGCUGGUAGAUUCAGCCUGACUUACGAGGCGUCCAUGACCAGACUGUACCGGGAGGGUCGCACAGAGACUGUACGACCUUGCACUAUAGAGUCUGCAGCUUGGGUGCGAGCUAUGCAAAACAAGUCAUCUUCAACAGAGGAGAGGAUCAAGCUGUUACAUGCAGCCUGUCAGCAACACCAGAGAGGCUACCAGGACGCCAUGUGUGGUAAAGGCAUCGACAGACAUCUCUUCUGUCUCUACGUAGUCUCCAAGUAUCUGGAGGUCGACUCUCCAUUUCUCAAGGAGGUGUUGAGUGAACCGUGGAGACUGUCUACGUCUCAGACGCCUCACGGACAGACGUCUAAGCUAGACCUGCGCAAGUACCCUCGCUGCAUCUCUGCUGGCGGAGGCUUUGGCCCUGUAGCAGACGACGGAUACGGAGUCUCCUACAUCAUCGCUGGGGAGGAUCUGCUGUUCUUCCACAUCUCCUGCAAACGUAGCUCCAACCAGACGAACGCAAGUAGAUUCGCCCAGCAAAUAGAGCGAGCAUUGGCCGACAUGAGGAAUUUGUUUACGGAUUGGAAGGAGCUACAAAAGAAGUCAAAGACCCAAUAACAAACACUGAACCGUACAAAAGCAUCGGCGGUGCACUAGUUUCUUCGGGGAGAAGGUUUUCAUCAACUAGUACAAACUUAGGCAAUCAUAUCUACUUAGAAGCUAGAACUUAUGACUGUUAGAUUCUACAUGAUGGUAAAGUGUUCUAAAGAAUCAUCACAAAUAAUAGUUCAUAUGUCGUUAGGUAAGUUUUAUGAUUUUCUUUUUGUAGAGAUGAACAUGUGCAGAGUUUUGGAUGUUAUGUUUUUGACCCUGUGCUCUAUAUCGUGGUUUGAGUCUUGUUAGUUGUAUAUCACUGAUUUUACUGAUAAAACUCGACUUUUUAAGUCAAUCUUUUUUAAACCUGAUGGUGGUAUUUUGGGAAAAAAACAAUUAACGCUGCGCUUAAAUUUUUUAUUACAGGGUGUCCCAUUAGUAAACAGUCUAACAUUCUGAAAUUUUUCAUUUUACCAAGUUGAUUUUUUCUAACAUAGGUUGUUUGUACCUUAACAUACUAAGUUUUCUAAAGAUCGGUUCAAAUAAUACAAAAAUAAAAAUGUUUAUGUGAAAAAUACAAAAUGACGGAUACCUGUUUAACGAAGCGAUUUUGUGAAAAAUAUUAUUCCUGAUUAACUCUUUAUUUUACCUCUCAAACUAUUUCCCGGAGUUUAGCUUUUUACUUAUAGGACACCCUGUAUAAUAAUUGAAAACUCAUCUAAAUAUCCCAGUAACAUCUAAAGGAGAUCUUAAAAUAAGCAAACAAAAAUAUUUUGUUUGCCCAACCUGAUCUAGGGAACCAAUCAAAAUAUAGUUUUAGUCAAUAAUAAAUUUAACUAUUAAUUUUAAACAUUCAAUCAUGUAUCUGGCCGCCUAUGUAUACUUUCUAUCUAGUAUUUUGUAUUUAAUGGAAAGUUUUAAUUAUCAGUAGCAAAUUUAACACGUAAUUAAAUCUAGUAUAUAUAUUCCUGUAGAAAAAAUGUUUUUUAUUAGAAACGAAAACUUCUUUAGGUAAUGUUAAAAUGUAAGUGCGAUGAGAUAUAAAUCCUUAAUUUGAAAUAGGUCCACUUAUUUUUUGAACAAAUUUUUGUAGAAUUACCAAAGAUAGUGGCACUUUGGGUACUCUGUCAAUGAUUUUAAUAUUAUAAUAUAACUUUAUUAGACUGGAUUUGAUAGAAUAGGAAAUAUGAGAGAGUUUACUUUAUUCGUUAUGUAGAAUUCAAAUCAAUUUACAUUAUAAAUUACUGACUGUGAGUCAUUAACAACAAAUCAUUACUUGAGGUCAGUUUUACCAUAGACAAAAAGAAUUAAAUAUAGACCGUCAGCUGUGCUACGGUUACCAUAGGUUCUGGCGCACAUGCUACGUAGCUACACGGCACUCCCAGCGGUGUGCGCCAGAACCUUUGGUAACCAUGGUAACUGAGCACGGCUGACAGUCUAUAUUUAAUUAUUUUUGUCUAUGGUUUUACUUGUAACGCCACCUACUUCACUAAUAAAUCAAAAAGUUUUGAAACAUAUCAGUGUAACCACUGGACCAGUAUUAAAUCCGUAGUAUUUUAUAUACUUUUUUAACCCAUAUAUAUUGAACAUCAGUAUUUUAAAGAAACAUUGUCAAUUUAUAGCCUACUAUCACAACUGUCGAGCGUCAGAAGUAUUAAAUGUUUUUUGUAAUUCUGUUUUUUUAUUGUUUAUAUUCACAUUUAAACAUUUUUCUGAUUAGUUUAUACCCAGUUUAUAUCAGUAUCAAGAUGGAAUAAGAAUAUUUAUACUUUUUUAAAUAUAAUUGUGAACUGUAUACAACUUAUACGAAUAAUAGAAUAGUAGUUCACGCAACGAUUGCGUAAAGAUGGUGUUAACGACACAAGUAGAAAAUUUAAGGUACGAGCCUUAAAAACUUCUACAAGUGUCGUUAACACUAUUUAUGCGAGUUGCGUACACUACUUUACCUACGACAGUGUUUUAAUUGCUAAAAUCACUACUCAUAACUUCUAAGAGAGGUUAUCUUUUCGUUUAUAACCUCUCAUUGCCACUGACAGUGAUGCAACGAAACAUUGUACCAAACACUAAUUGUACCAGUCAACAAUUAAAUUGGCCUGAACAGCUGAUUAGUUGAAGUUUGAAUCAUUACAAUUUUACUUCACUCUCAAUCCUUGAAUCUCAUUGGUCCGUUACCCGUGUUGUUAUGAGUAAAACUAUGUUGUUAUGAAAGUAAACAAUGCUGUGAUUAGAAAACUUUUCAAUUCUAAGAACUAAACUGAAACGGCUACUUAAAAAAACGGUCGUAGGUAAAAUAUUCUUUAAGCAUGUAUUUCAAUAUUAGUAUAAGACUGAAUGGUUUAUGGUUUUUGUGGAAGACCAAGAGUUUAUGUGCAUGAUUAAAAUAUGAUUUUAUUACUCACACAUUAAAUUAUUGAAUGAAAUGCUGCCAAAAACGAUUAAACAUCGGUUCGACUGAUUGUUGCCUUACGGCUGAUAUCAGCCUGAUCAUUCCGAGUGUUCAUUUACUGGUUCUAUACUAACAUAGCGUAUUGUAAUAGUAUGUAGCAUUGUAUAGCUGUAUACUUUAUUUGAUAUGGUGCUGUAUGCAAGUCCAAUGCAAAUGUAUAGAAAUUUGUGUAAAUUUGCUACUCCCCUGAGCUUUAAGGCAAGAUAUUUAGAUUGUGUCGGUUUGAUUUUGCUUUAACUUUUAUAUAAUUAAGUUGGACAUAUUCGAUCUGUGAAAAUGUUUAUUGCAAAUUGAGCUGUUGUUAGAGGAUCGAGAAGUAGUUUUUUAAAUUUUAUUAUAAUCAUGUUAACUUAAAGUAAACAUUGAUUUUAUGUUAAACCAUUUUAUAGAUAGGCUACCUAUAAGAAAAUUAUUGAUCAUUAUCCAUAGUGUUUUUCUAACUUUUUUUGAAGUAACCUUAAAGCUCAUAAAAUUAAUACCUUUUAUAUGUAUUUGUUAGAGGUUUAAGCUACACAAGCAAUGCAAUUCUGAUUGUAAAUUAUAUACGUAUAUAAAUGGACUCUAAUAAUACUAUGGUGAUGUAUCUGUUGUUUUUAGAUAAUUGAAUUUAUGUACAUCGAUUGUUGUGUCAUUAAACUUAUUAUUUCUUAUUGUUGA